CUUACCGGGUACAGUAUUGGAUAGCCGCAUUGCAUAUAAUGGCUUCGUUGUCAUGUGAGGCUGCACUUCAUACUGUAUGGCUUGUAUUAUAAAGUCAUCCCUGCGGGGUUCCUCUUCCUAGUCCGACUUUAUGUGUAGGUUGUAAGCAAUGGACGGUUCUGGUGCAGAAUCUCCUGACAAAGUGACUUCUUCUCCCUGUGCCAUCCAUGUGCUUGUUGGUGUCACCGGCAGUGUGGCAGCUUUGAAGCUGCCCCUUCUAGUGUCUGCACUUCUACAGAUUCCUGGAGUUGAGGUGCAGGUUGUGACCACAGAGAGAGCAAAACAUUUCUACAACAUACAGGAGAUACCUGUACCAAUAUAUAGUGAUGAUGAUGAAUGGAAGAUGUGGAAUCGGCGCUCUGAUCCUGUAUUGCACAUCGAGCUACGCCGCUGGGCAGACCUUAUGAUCCUUGCUCCCCUAGAUGCUAACACUUUGGGGAAAAUUUCCAGUGGGAUUUGUGACAACCUGGUGACCUGUAUAGUUCGUGCAUGGGACUUACAAAAGCCAUUGCUGUUCUGUCCAGCUAUGAACACAUCCAUGUGGGAUCAUCCAAUCACAGCAGAACAGAUUGAACGUCUUUGCAGUUUUGGCUACAUAGAGAUUGCAUGUAUUGAAAAAACACUGAUGUGUGGUGACAAAGGACUUGGCGCUAUGGCGGAGGUCAGUACUAUCAUUGAGAAGGUGCGGGAGGUUCUGUCCAAAAACAAGCUUUAUCAUUGAUGUCACAACCCUGAGUUACGACCACUUUUGUAUCCGUCUUUCUAAUGAUAUUAAGGAGUUAAUAUUGUUGGUAACAUUUCAAACCUAAAUCAAAUAAAUUGUAGUGAUUAUAUAAUUCUAAAAUAAACACGCAGUGAGGGAA
Bufo gargarizans (Asiatic toad) is the source of this 902-nucleotide messenger RNA. It is a transcript of the gene PPCDC, whose product is annotated as phosphopantothenoylcysteine decarboxylase. The coding region runs from base 149 to 760 and encodes 203 amino acids. Gene Ontology annotation, biological process: coenzyme A biosynthetic process. Gene Ontology annotation, cellular component: phosphopantothenoylcysteine decarboxylase complex. Gene Ontology annotation, molecular function: FMN binding; phosphopantothenoylcysteine decarboxylase activity. The record is from RefSeq and is a predicted model, not a curated record. NCBI's taxonomy places the organism in Eukaryota, Metazoa, Chordata, Amphibia, Anura, Bufonidae. The transcript has 6 exons.